Messenger RNA from Aspergillus alliaceus, 2496 nucleotides. Its product is annotated as RMD1 family protein. The transcript is spliced from 4 exons. The record is from RefSeq and is a predicted model, not a curated record. NCBI's taxonomy places the organism in Eukaryota, Fungi, Ascomycota, Eurotiomycetes, Eurotiales, Aspergillaceae. Bases 370 to 2346 code for a protein of 658 amino acids.
GUCAUUCUUUUGCAGUUGAUUCUCGGGCUAGUCCCAAUAGGGACUAGGACCGUUUCUGCCCGGCGGUCAGAAGCUUAGGAACCGAGAAUCAUUAUCUUUUAUCUUGUGUUCUAGCCAUUGCCCAGGCUGCGAUAUCAUGACCGCAUUGCUCUCGUUCUUCUGGAUUUGAUUGCGAGGGGCUGACAUCGCUUAUUCUGCAUUGAGACCAAUUGUUCUCGUUGGCCUGGCUUUAUACAGAGACAGCUUGGAAGUGACCGAAGAAACCUUCCUGGUGCUCAGAUUGUUCCCGCAAUUGAGCCUUCCAUCUAAUUUUCUCGAUCUUUGAAGCAUACAAAUUCCUACUGCGUUUAAUCCUUUAUCAAUUCAACCAUGACUCCCGCAAGAGGUCGGGUGCCUGGUCAAAGGAGCCCGCAUGUGCUGGUGACCGAUUCGCGCGAGCAGCAAUCAUCUACUCAGCCUCGCCGUCGUCGUUCCCCGUCUACCCGUUUCAUCACAGUCGAUAACGUCCUCCAAUAUACCUCGGAUAUUCCGUCGAUGCAACAGCGCCACCCGCCUCAACCUUCAAGAACCCGUCCUCGGUCGCGCAUAGCAUCCGCAACAGGUGCCUUGAUCGGCUCUGGCACAGCAGGCACUUCUGGUGGUGGCACCAGUGCAGCCAGUACUGCGGUAACGAUGGGCCGUCUCGCAGCUCAGCCACGUUUACCCCCUCGGUCGACAAAGGUUAGCGAGAAAUUGGUUCUUCUGCCCGAGUCGGAAGAAGUGGAUAAUAGAUUGGGGGAUGAGGAGAGUGAUGAAGAGGAUGAGGAGACUGUGGACGAGGAGUUGGUCCAGAGACUGGCGAGGGACAAAAACAUCGACCCGGAUUCCGUAAGACAACGGCUAUUAACACAUAAGAAGCUCGGUGGGGACUUUGGCGAGGACAAUGAUAUUGCCCCCCUGUUGGCAGAUGAGGAGUUACUGCGCCGCCGGAAAGUUGCGCCGGAGAGGGCCAAAAGUUAUGCGGAGCGGUUACCGAAGGCCCGUCGUGCGGAGAAAUUAUCUCGUGUCACGGCCUAUUGUACUGCACAAGCUUAUAAGAUGAGCUCCCUGGCGACGUUUGUGAAGGAGAGGCACGGUGGAAAAUCCAAGCUUUAUGACGAUUGCUUGUACACCGCGUACCAUCUGCCAUUACUCCCCGGCCAUGGAGGAUACAGGCUUAGGAGUAGUCCGGUCGUGAAGAAGCCUGGUGGCAAGUCUCUUCUGGAUGAAGAAAUCGAGCGGAACGAGCUACGUGACUAUCAUGAUGAAUACAUGACAGAAGCUGAGGAGCAUUCUGUUUUCGGGGCGCGCGGCGAGCAUGGCUCACCGCGACACAGCGAGACGUCUAGACACGACCAGGAUGGUUAUCCUGCAAGCUCGGAGGUGAGGGAGGAAGCUGCCGAUGGCGCAGCCUAUGAACGCCAUGAUCGAGCACCCGUCGGCCCGUCCUUGGUGCCUACACGAUUGCUCUAUAACGUGGCAGAGAUGUUUGUCUUCAGUUAUGGUGUGGUUGUAUUCUGGAACUUCACCGAAAGACAAGAAAAGGACCUUCUUGCCGAUCUAGCAUUCGCGAGUUCGUCCGUAACUGGGAAUCCUAUUCCGCUAGCUACUAUGCCUUUGCAGGAAGAGGAUUUCGAAACGGAGGAAUUUCACUUUGAAUAUUCGACCGAAAUCUCCCGUCCUCGCGUGUACAACGACAUGAUUACUUUACGAAGCGGUGACCACAUGAUCAAGCUGGCUAUCAGCCAUGGCAUCGCCCAGAGUACCAAACUCUGCUUCUUCGAAGAGGUCAUGGCUAGACAGAUGGCUGAAGCGAAGGACGUCCCACGUAGGCUCGCCAUGACCGGCAAACUGGGUAUGAAACGGGAAGAAGUAUUCAGGAUCCUCGGACGUCUAUUCAAAAGCCGAGUAGAAGUCAAUCUCUCCUCCAACAUGCUAGACGUCCCCAACUUCUUCUGGGAAAGCGAACCAACCCUCUACCCCCUCUACAUCGCUGUUCGCGAAUACCUCGAAAUAAAGCCCCGCAUCCAGGUCCUCAACGAACGGUGCCGCGUCUUUCUCGACCUCGCCGAAAUCCUCUCCGACUCAAUAGCCGACAGCAAAACCUCUCGCCAAACAUGGAUCAUCAUCGUCCUAAUCAUAAUCUCCAUCCUCGUCACCACCUCUGAAGUCUUCCUCCGAUUCGGUAUCCUCUCCUCCGGCAAAGGCGCCUCAUCCACCUCCUUCGCCGCAGCCCUCUUCUCGCGACUAAACCCGAAUCCCCUGACUUGUUCAUGUCCCGUCCCUGUCCCGAACACAGGCUUCAAUGCAACAACAAUGGACCUAUAAUAGUCAUGAUCCAUUCCCUGCUAUUAGCUUAAAUCAGGAUACUUCACCGUAUUCCCUUGUUUCUCUUGCUCUUUGUGGUGUACAUACAUGCAUAUAUAUAUACAUAUAUAGUAUUAAUCCAGGGUAUUGCUCUUCUCUGUCUACGAGAAC